Musa acuminata AAA Group (dessert banana) is the source of this 2323-nucleotide messenger RNA. RefSeq lists its product as uncharacterized. The record is from RefSeq and is a predicted model, not a curated record. The transcript is spliced from 5 exons. Bases 904 to 1251 code for a protein of 115 amino acids. NCBI's taxonomy places the organism in Eukaryota, Viridiplantae, Streptophyta, Magnoliopsida, Zingiberales, Musaceae.
CACUGUCUCCCACGGCUUGUAAUGUACAUCGUUUCCGUCGUCCUGCAUAUGGGCGGAGAGAUAGGGUUUGGUUCGUCUUCCUUCCGAUCGAUCAACGCUUCGCCUUUUGCUUCGAUCCGUUGGAGAGGAUCCGAAGAGCGGCUCAUGCUGGAUCCAGGUACACCAGCAACGACAGUGAAGUCAUGUACGGACGAUGGCUUGCUUAGUAUGUGGACAAUCCUAAGAGCUUGUGUGUCAUCAGAAUUCUGUACUUGGGGCUCUAGGUAUGCUCAUUCUCCUUUCUCUUUCAUUCUUUUUCACGUACAUUGAUCUAUUAGCUUAAUAUAGGUUUUCAAAGUCAAUAAAUUAGUCAUUGUUUCUGUUUUUAGAUUGGUUAAAAAGCCACUAUAGAACUUGCAUCCAACUUUAGAUUGAACACAUCGCUCUGAGAAAUAUAUUAUAUGCCAACCCUUGUUCAACUUUUUGACAUGUAUUCAAGAGUGUGUGUGGACCUUGCGAUAUAUUUGGUGGUGAGCCUCCAUUGCAGCAAGCAGCAUGAAAACAAAAAACUGGAUUAUGAUUGAGAAAAGCUUGAUAUUGAUUAUGAUUGAGGCAACUAAAAAGUAGAAAACUAAAGCUAAUUUAUAUUCUCAGUAUUAUUCUUAUGGUUGAUUUUCAUGAAAACAGACUAGGGAUUUAAAUAUGAACCGAGAGCUGUAAAGAAUAUUAUGUUCCAGUAAGUUAUUGAUAUUGAUAUUUCUUACAUGGAUUAGCUGUCAAGGAACGUGUUCCAUCCUACACUGCUGGCUCAGCAUCAACCUUGUUGAAUCUGUAGAAACCAUGUACCAAAUUUUCAUGCAUGACUGUAAUAGGUGCAGUCAUACAUGACUAGAAGCAUGGUCCCAUUUACUAGUCCAUAGAGGCAUGGAUAUCAAAGAGACCGGAGAUGCUGAUUUGUUCAAGAGUUAUCUCCAAGACUAUGUCAAAACAAUCAGUGGCUGCCAUCACAUCAGCAUCUUCCUCCAUUUUCCUAGACACGAGCAAUCAAGCCAGGCCACAAGCAUGCGGGAGCAGCUGAGCUAUGCAUCAGCAGCUGCAUGCACAAACAUUCACCAGUGGCCGGACUUCCGAUCCUCUUUAUAUAGCAUUUCAUGUGUCACGUUGAAUCAGGUUAUAGGCAAACGCAGGUCACACCUGAACUCCUGUCUACCGCUAGUAAACUUGAACAAGGUUCCAAGUUCACGCAUGGCUUGGAAUAGAACAGGUGUUUAAAUAGGUGCUCGAGCACUCGCCUAGGUGCUUGAGUGAGGUGAGGCGAGGCCCGAGCGACGUGCUUCAAUGAAGCAUCACCUAGACGCUUGCCUGAACCUAGGUGCCAGGCAUCUUGGGUGAGCUCCCAAUUGAAAUCAUGCAAUCGUUCGGUUUAACAGUAGCUAAUUAGUUCAAUUGAACCAAUUAAGCUAUAUAAAGUUAUUUUACUUGUAAAACCCACCCCUUGUCGAUGAAUGAAUCCAAAGGUGUAGCUUUCGUGCAUAGUUCUUCUUGUCGUCAUUGCUUUUGUGUGCAACUUCUUCUACCAUUGAGAGGGAGGAUUGUAGCUUCUUUCGCUACUGACAGACACAUCUGAAGCUUUCCUCAUCAUCGAUGUUGUUGUUCGAAGCUUCCUUUGCUUUUGCUGUUGACAUACGUAGUUUUUUUCAUUGUCGGCAUCUAAAAAUUCCUCCAUCAUUGUCGUCUCUUCUUCCUUUUCAUCAUUGAUGACUCUUUUCUUCUCUCUGAUUACUGUUAAAAAUAGAUCAAAUAUUGUUAACAAUAGAUUGUUAAUUAUUUUUAUCAUAUAAUAAUUCAUAUUUAGAUUUUUAACAUUAUUAAUCUUUAUUUAUCAAUUAUAUUAUAACAUGAUUGAUGCACAUGACAAUUUUACGCUGUGCCUUGAUCGCUAAGAUGUCUCUUUGUAAUUUAAUGUAUAUCUUAGGAGGUGCUUAGGGGAAUAUGACAUUUGUGCUGUCAUUGACACGUCAUCCCCACCUAGUUGAUAUCUGGUUGGUACUUAAUCUCCAUUCGGUAGAUACCUCGAUCCUAUUUGCCAACAAGGAUAUUAACUCGACUUCAUGGGGUCCAUUGACAUUGUCUCGAGUUAAUAUGGUCAAUCAUGUAGUGUUGUUGAUAGAAAAUUGACUUGAUAUGUUGUUUGUAUCCUCAUGUUCGAUGUAUGAUUUAAUGGCAACAUGAUUGAGGAUAUGGCUUGUCCAAGUAUGUCUUAAUGUUUGUACUAACAUAAACACCAAAUAUGUCUUAAUGUAGUUUUUAUAUAACGUCAGACUAAAUCCUCAAUUCCCUGACA